Messenger RNA from Ceraceosorus guamensis, 1181 nucleotides. RefSeq lists its product as hypothetical. The transcript has 5 exons. Gene Ontology annotation, molecular function: protein binding. Bases 272 to 1096 code for a protein of 274 amino acids. The record is from RefSeq and is a predicted model, not a curated record. NCBI's taxonomy places the organism in Eukaryota, Fungi, Basidiomycota, Exobasidiomycetes, Ceraceosorales, Ceraceosoraceae.
GCACGACAUUUGACUCGACUCCUCCCAGUUCACGAUCCGAGACUUCAAGAUGAAGAGCGAUUGCGGGCACGCACACACCCACAUACAUCCGCUGAUAUCUACUCAAGACUGAUUGACGCGACCAUCGAACCACAUCAGCAGCGAGCAUCACGUCAAAGGCUAGACCUGCCAAGUGAAAGGCGUUCGAAUCUCGUUCAUCUUGGGAAAGGACCACACAGAAGGACAUUUGCCCAUCGACUGGCGAUCGAACCUGAGCUCAGCUCCAUCAGAAAUGGCAGACACGCAGCAAAAUGCCACAGAGAGCGCAGCGCCCGAUUCCUACGCAGGUGGCUCAACUCAGACCUCGACCGGUAAUGCAGAUGCAGUGCUCAACGUGUCAGGUCUCGAUCAGUCAGACUCGCAAGCGGAGGUGCGAUCACCAUGGAGAGAAGUCAGACUAUUUUUGCCUCCCGAUACCGCUGGACCUUCAACCGCAAGCCGAAUAGCAUCUUCGGACUCUGACCCCAAACCUACCGCCGCUGAGCUCAAAGCUGCAUUUGGAGGCGCACUGUCAGGCCGCAAUGGACCGGACGCUCCGCUGAUGACCAAAGCGAUGAGGGAGAAGGAGGACGCCAGGCUGGGGAGGGUCAAGAAGCAGUACACUGAUGUGAGGAUACGAAUCAGAUUCCCAUCCAGACAUCAAUUGGAAGCCGUCUUCCCCAUCGAAGCCACGAUCAACGCCGCCUACGAUUUCGUGCGCUCCCAUCUCAAUGCUCAAGGGCAGAAAGCGUCAUUCAUCUUGUACCAAACACCUCCGAAGAGGGAUUUGGGAGAAAAGGAUGUCAAGUUGAAAGGGAAAACUUUUGGGGAGAUGGGAUUUGCGCCACAGGCAGUGCUGAUGCUGAGGUGGGAAAAGGCGGAUUGGAACACCUCAACAUCACAAGCAUACCUGUCCAAUGCGUUGCUGCAACAGGCAAGCCCUUUGCCUGCACCGCCUUCCUUCGAGCAACAAGUCAACUCUCCUCAUGCAGCUCAGACCAGUCAAAAACCGACCGAAGAAAAAGCAACGGGCGAGAAAAAGAUGCCAAAGUGGCUCAAAGGAUUGCAGAAAAAGUGAAUCACGUCACAUUCAUCGCGCGCACGCAGAGCUCGAUUCAUGAUUGUACAAUUUCAGCCUUUGACAUGCAGGAUGUGAGAUCGAG